This is a messenger RNA of Phragmites australis (common reed), 2504 nucleotides long. Its product is annotated as putative protease Do-like 14. Bases 754 to 2175 code for a protein of 473 amino acids. The record is from RefSeq and is a predicted model, not a curated record. Lineage: Eukaryota; Viridiplantae; Streptophyta; Magnoliopsida; Poales; Poaceae. The transcript is spliced from 12 exons. Gene Ontology annotation, molecular function: protein binding.
ACCAGUUUGUUGCGCAUUUGGCAUGCUACUAUGCGCCUGCUGUGCUAGUUCAAGAGCAAACUAUUGUGGGGAAUUUUUCUUUCUAAAGAAGGGAGCUAAAUGGUACUGGUUUACAGCAUGUAUCAUAACAAGUAUUGGGAUCUGCCUAUGGAAGCUUAAAUCCCACAAGAGUACAUGGGUGUACACCAUAACACAUCCUGCAUUUGCACCCUAUUUGGCCUAUUUUCAUGUUUGUUGUUUUGUGAAAGCGUAUCUUCUGCUAAAGUUGAGUCAAAAGAAGAGCUAAGAAAGUAGUACAUCAUCUCAAUUGCUUUAUACUGUUCAUUGUUCAGUUAGCAUUCAACGGGCUAAAAAUGCAUCUCUACAUUUUAGAAAUAAGCCCACCAUAAACUUGUGGAGAAUUAUCCUUUAGAUACUAGGCUACCCUUUUUAUACUCUAGGCUCUGCAUAAGGUUCUCCAUAUAUUUUAAAAAUCAAAGGCAAACCUGCAUAACAAAAUUAAAUAAUGCAUCUGCUAACCUUUCACUAUUGUAGAUCCGUUGAAAUGCGCGUGGUUUAUUCUAUUUGUUUGGUAAUAUUGUUCAGCAUUUUCCUUCUUUUUUUUUUGUGUGUGUUUGGGGUGGGGUGAGAAGAGAAACUUCAUUGCUUCAGUAGUUCUGCUGGUUCAAACAUAUCGACUGCUGGUUGAGUAUUGGUUGAUAUUGGGGGUCAGAGUAAAAGCGCUACCUUGCUGAGAACCAUUGGGUUUGGAAGAUGCCGAGAAAGAAGCAAGGCUGUGAAAGCACAGGAGGAGGAGGGGAAAAAGCAAGCACACGUAAAAAGCAGAAGACUUCAUCAGCAGAUUCUCCGCCUGUACGGGAUGACCUCUCGCGCGAUUUACGCAAGUUUUUCCUUCCCCGUGGCUAUCCUAUGCCAUCUGGGCUUGCUGUGGGCAUGCACUUGACGAAUACUUUUGAAGAAUGUUUUGAAAACUUGGAUGGCUGCAGUGAAGAACACGCUAAAAUUAAAUUAGUUGCUUCAAGGAUGUCUCAGUCAGUUGUCUCCCUUGCUUCAUUUAAGGGGAGAGUGAGGCUUUUUACGUGCACAGGCACAAUUAUAGGACACAUGGCAUCCAAAAUGAGCAUUCUAACUUCCGCUAGCUUGGUUACAUGCCACAAAGAUGGAACGAAGAUGGUUGAUAAAUUGAAGAUUAUGGUGCGCCUUCCCAAUGGCAAGUUAGUUAAAGGGAAGUUAUGGAAUUAUGAUUUCAACUACAAUAUUGCUGUUGUGAGGACCAAGUUUUUCCCGGAACUUCCUGCAGUCCACGUUCAUAAUGAAGUGCAAUUUAAUUUUGAAUUCUCUCAAGCUAAUCUUUUAGCGAUUGGACGCUGCUUUGAAUCUGGAGAACUGAUGGCUACAAGUGGGACUCUGCUGUACAAAACUAGCAGACUUGACUGCCAAGAACUCAUGGUCUCUACUUGUAAGAUCACAAAGGCUGGGAUUGGUGGUCCCCUUGUUGGUUCUGGUGGAAACUUUGUUGGCAUGAACUUUUAUGCUAAGGAUGAAACUCCUUUCUUACCAAUCAGUAUACUUCAGAAAUGUUUCAAGCACUUUGAGAUAUUUGGGAGAGUUGUACAACCAUGGAUUGGCUUGAGGAUUGGAUCCCUUCAGGGUGAAAAAUUGAGUAUCCGUGAAGAAAUACAUGAUAGCUUCCCCUGUGCAAAUGGCAUUUAUGUGAAAAUGGUUUCUGAUGGAUCCCCAGCAGCAGAUUCUGGUAUUAAAGCUGGUGAUCUUAUUUUGAAGCUGGAUGGAGUUGCUUUGUUCAAUGCACAAGAGUUCUAUGAGUUGAUUUUGGACAAGACAGAGAGUGCUUUGGGACAUGGUGAAGGAAUGGUCUUUGAGGUUUAUGUCCUAAGGCCAAGUAACGGUUUUGAGUUCUGUGCAACUAUCAAUACAGAAGAGAUCGGCAUGAUUAAGCAAAACAGAUGGCCAGUACCUGAGGCGGAGUGGGUAUAUCCAAAUCCAAGCAUGGAUGACGACGACGAUCUUACUUUUGCGCCAGAUAUUCCUGUGUCUUACAGAGUUGAGCCUGUCUCUGAAUUUUGUGAGAAUCUUGUUGUCCUCCUGCUUCUCCUUUUUACACAAAUUGCAAGGUCUUUUAACUCAGGAUCAUGUUUUCAUCUUGUUGUCCAAUAGAAAGCACAUUUUUGGGGUAAGUUUAAAGCACAUAGGUUGCAUUCAACCUUGGUAAGAAAGGCCCAAUCAUACCACGACCUGGCUCUGCAGAGGGGGGGAGGGGGGGGGGGGCGUACCUGUUACCUGUUGAAAACCCUUCAUGCAACAAACCGCUGUUACUCAUGAACCUGGACAAUUUGGUUACUGCAUCUUGUUAGGCUCAUUGAACACAAGUUCUAAACUGAAGGAAAACCCGGAUACAUUUACAUCUUCCUUGGAAUAUAAGAUGCUCCCAACUUUCUUAAUAUAUUAAUCCUUCCCAUGUUUUUUUUGGAUAUGCUAUCGCUUUU